CGUUUUUGUUUUCUCAGGACGCAGAACGUUCUUGGUGAGAAGGGCCGGCGGAUCCGGGAAUUGACUGCUGUGGUUCAGAAGAGGUUUGGUUUCCCUGAGGGCAGUGUAGAGCUUUAUGCCGAAAAGGUGGCCACAAGAGGUCUGUGUGCUAUUGCCCAGGCAGAAUCUCUGCGUUACAAACUCCUAGGAGGCCUUGCUGUGCGGAGGGCCUGCUAUGGUGUGCUGCGGUUCAUCAUGGAGAGUGGGGCCAAAGGCUGUGAGGUCGUGGUAUCUGGGAAACUCCGAGGACAGAGGGCUAAAUCCAUGAAGUUUGUGGAUGGCCUGAUGAUUCACAGUGGGGACCCUGUUAACUACUACGUUGAUACUGCUGUGCGCCAUGUUCUGCUCAGACAGGGUGUGCUGGGCAUCAAAGUGAAGAUCAUGCUUCCCUGGGACCCAAGUGGUAAGAUUGGCCCUAAGAAGCCCCUGCCGGAUCAUGUGAGCAUUGUGGAACCCAAAGACGAGAUCCUGCCCACCACGCCCAUCUCGGAGCAGAAGGGUGGGAAGCCAGAGCCGCCUGCUAUGCCGCAGCCGGUACCCACCGCGUAACAGGGCUGCCUGGCUCACUUUCCCUGCCUGCUUUCCCUGAAAUCCUUGAUUCAGCUGUGCUUGUGAGGCAAGAGCAAGAACAGGAGGACCCAAACAGAGCUAACCAGAGUAAUAUCCUGUAAAUCUGGUGAAAGCAAAGGCUGAUUGCUCACAGGACAGCACCUUGAGAAGGGCUGAGGGUGAGGUGGUUUUGAGUAGACAAACUGGUGUUGGGAGGCCUCAGUACUGCACACGUGUAAAGUGAGAUUUGAGUGCCUUGAAUAAAUGAUUUCUGUGCCCACCCCUAUAUCUAAUGCAA
Messenger RNA from Leptonychotes weddellii (Weddell seal), 886 nucleotides. Lineage: Eukaryota; Metazoa; Chordata; Mammalia; Carnivora; Phocidae. The record is from RefSeq and is a predicted model, not a curated record.